AUGGUCUGGGCCUCGGAGAGCCGCAUUCCUUUGUGUCUGUCAGCUGCCCAGAAAACCCUGGAGUCUCUCCUUGCGCCCCGAUUCUUUACGGGCGACAUUCCUCAAGGACGGCAGCACCGACCGGAGCUCAUACGACUUGAAGUGUAUACGACGGCUAAUUGGCGACGCAUCGCAAACUUCAAGAUGGGUGACGAAGCUGCUUUUAUACGCCAGGUCUUUGGCAAUACUACGCUCGGAUCCGGAGCCGCCGCGUUCCAAGGCUCCUUCCCCAACUGCACUUUCAACACAAUUGCCGGAUUGCCCUCCGAGUGGUUUCCACACCUCCAGGAUUUCAUCAGAAGCAUGCUCCCAGGCAACAAGGAUUCGCAGUAUGACCGACUUUUUACAAGCGUCACUCAACUAGGGUUUCUUGGGAAGGCGCAGAGGCAACUAGCGACUGGAGGGGAAGCUAGGCGCAUCCUUGGGAACAUCCGUAGCAUCCUCCAGGCAAUCUCGCAGCCGGCAAGCUUCGUCGAGUCCGAUGAGCUACGAGAGAGACUACAGAUUGAGAGCUCAGAGGCUAUCGAUGGGAUUCUAAGAAAAUCAGAGGAAGUACACAUCAACAAGACAGAUGCAAUUCGGCGGGGCCCGACUGAAACCACCGAGUCGAUGCAAAUCUCGAGGAUCGAUCACCUCUCCCGCGUCCCUCGCUGCGAAGUUCGAAUUCAGACCUGGGAACUCGGGACUGGAGGACAAGAGCAAAAGCGAGGAUAUGAAGAGUUGAGUACACGGAUUGAUAUUCGACCAGAACUCGGAGACCCCGAACAAAAGCCGUUCAUAUCUGUCUACAUUAAACGAUUUCAGGAGCUCCGAUACGCGGUUGCUCAGCCCAUAGUCUUGGGCCCACUCGUUAUAGCACGAAGAACAAUCCCAUUGGGCUCGCCUAUCUAUAGUAUCAUUGCAAAAGGAGACCUCGAAGGAUUUAAAACAAUGCUUAAAGCAGGUAAAGCAUCGUUAUGGGACUGCGAUCCUUGUGGGCGAUCACUGAUCACUUAUGCAGUGUUCAAGUGCCAGCCGAAGAUAUGCAACUACCUCAUUCAAAAUGGAGCUGAUGUUGACUCCGUGGAACCGUUGUUUUGGGAUUACCCCAGGUAG
This is a messenger RNA of Aspergillus calidoustus, 1134 nucleotides long. Lineage: Eukaryota; Fungi; Ascomycota; Eurotiomycetes; Eurotiales; Aspergillaceae. The record is from the annotation of a GenBank genome assembly.